AUGGGUGCUGGAUGUUCAACGGAAAGCUCUGCAGAGACGGAACAGCCGAGGUUUCCCCCCACGCAGUCCGUAAGCAUAGAACGAACGAAGUCGGGGAAACCGUCUGAAGAAGAGGCCGCGCCUGCGCCUAGGCCUAAGCUAAGUGGUCCCCCAGUGGAAGUUGACUUAAAAGAAGUCGAGCGAGACCAUGGGGAUCGAGACCAGGCAGCGCGUCUGGAUGCCCUGAGGCGCUGCUUCGAGGCGCUUGAUAAAGACAAGUCUGGGUCGAUCGACGCCAAAGAGCUCAAGCAGUACUUGUUUAAAACGGGUGUCAACGUGUCGCACAUCUCUGACAAGGCAGAGGAGCUCAUGCGGAAGAUGGAUGUCAAUGAUGACCAACUCAUAUCGCUGGCGGAGUUUUCAGAUAUGAUGGAGGCCUUGCUGACGGAUAAGUCGGAUGAGGAUCUGGACGUGUGGGUGGCUGAGGUGGUGUUCACUGCCAGCAGCCGCAACGUAGUGGGGUUCGGAAACACGCUUGGGGAGGUGCUACAGAACCUGGAGUUCAAGGAGGAGCAGGCAAAGAAAAUCAAGACUUUGUUUAAAGAACUGGAUCGAGACAAAUCAGGGUUUGUCGAACUCCAUGAACUCAGAUUGUUGCUGGGGAAGUCGGGCAUGGACAUGGAGCAGCUGUCGGAGGAGGUCCUAGCAAUCAUGGCCAAGCUUGACAAGAAUGGUGACAACAAGGUGUCGACGCAGGAGUUCUAUGUCACCCUCUCCGCGAUACGCAAGUCCCUCCGGUCAGAUGAGGAGUUUAUGGCCCUGCUCGACAACGUCCUCGCCGUAGCUAAGGCACCAGAAGCAGCCACCGAGAAACCCGCCCUUGCGGAGGUGCUCCUUGCUGAGGACUUUUAAAUACCAGCAGCAGAUGACUGACCGCCGCGCCGACGGGCCUCUGCCGUAAACGUGAAGUGACGACUUCCACCGGCACUUGCUCUUACUGGUUCAAGACGACUUUCGUAAUUACGUUUGUUGCCUGCGAAUAUUUUUAUCGCCAUGCAUCUCAUGGUUGCCAAUGCCAAAGAACUACUUCAUUAACUCUUCACUUACGUCUUGAUAUCUGUCCAUACAUCGGUUAAGGCAUUUUUGAUCAUUGCUACUGAGUGAGCUCCCCGGGUUGCUGAGGCAAACCUUGAAGCACUUGUCGCGAACGGUCUGCAAAGUACAAACCCUGCCAGGACUGCGCAUACGCAAGGCAUGCCGCAACGCAUUGACAUACCUGGUAAAACUCCUGUACCAUCUGCAUUUGCAAUUGUGACUUGACCUGCGGAGGCCCACGGGGCGUAUCAUGAAGCUGAAAAACUGGUGUAAAGAAGAUGGGGCUU
Molecule: messenger RNA, 1361 nt
Organism: Volvox carteri f. nagariensis
Lineage: Eukaryota; Viridiplantae; Chlorophyta; Chlorophyceae; Chlamydomonadales; Volvocaceae
Exons: 9
Coding region: 1-891 (296 amino acids)
Molecular function (GO): calcium ion binding
Source: RefSeq, a predicted model, not a curated record